UGACAUUACCGAUGACGUCAGUCCCUUGGUUUCUCUGCCCCUUUUCCUGUCUUUCUCCGUAAGGCUCGAGGGAUUUUUGUGUGCCGUUGAUUACCAUAAUGGCGAAUGUAGCAGAUACUAGGUUGUAUGACAUCCUUGGAGUGCCACCCAAUGUCAGUGAGAACGAACUUAAAAAGGCAUACAGAAAGUUAGCCAAAGAGUAUCAUCCAGAUAAAAACCCGAAUGCUGGGGAUAAGCCAGGGUGGAAAACCUGGAGCAGUUCAGAAGUGUUCAACAUGUCGGGGUCGUGGUGUGCGUGUUAUGAUUAGACAGCUUGCUCCUGGAAUGGUACAGCAGAUGCAGUCCAUGUGUACAGAUUGUAAUGGUGAAGGUGAAGUAAUGAAUGAAAAAGAUCGUUGUAAAAAAUGUGAGGGAAAGAAAGUGGUAAAAGAAGUUAAGAUAUUAGAAGUUCACGUAGAUAAAGGUAUGAAGCAUGGACAGAAGAUUACAUUCAGUGGAGAAGCUGACCAGGCACCAGGAGUGGAACCUGGAGACAUAGUUCUUGUAUUACAAGAGAAAGAGCAUGAGAUAUUUCACAGAGAGGGAUGCGACCUGCAUAUGACCCACAAAAUUGGGCUUGUUGAAGCACUUUGUGGAUUUAGGUUCACGUUUGCACACCUCGAUGGACGCCAAAUUGUAGUGUCAUAUCCUCCUGGAAAGGUUAUUGAACCAGGUAGUGUCCGUGUAGUUCGAGGUGAAGGAAUGCCACAGUAUCGUAAUCCAUUUGAAAAGGGUGACCUCUUUAUUAAGUUUGACGUGCAGUUCCCUGACAGCAAUUGGAUAAGCCCAGAGAAACUUACAGAUCUUGAAGAUCUGCUUCCAUCAAGGCCAGAAGUUCCCUGCAUUAUCGGUGAUACAGAGGAAGUGGAGCUUCAGGAGCUUGAAAACACUCGUUCAUCAGGAAGUCAGAGACGAGAAGCUUACAAUGAUAGUUCUGAUGAAGAAGGCAAUCACCAUGGACCUGGUGUACAGUGUGCACACCAGUAAAGAUGCAUCUAACCAAAUUGCACUUUCUGUCCACGCCAUCCCCCUUUGGUUCUGAUGCUGCCUGAGUUUUCUAUUUUUUCAGCAGAGCAACUGGAUUCUAAAUGUCCAAGGAGUAAUACGAGUGGACUGUUAAGGACAUUCUUUUUCUGUAUGUGGAUUUUAAGUAGCAAGAGUAUAAUUUAAACCUAACUGGCAGGUGCACAACUGGUUAUCUGUAGUUUUGCAGAAAUUUAUUUAUAAGGGAAGCAGAGUUCAAGGAGGGGGGAAUUCAGUAUCACAUUUGUCCAUCCUUGUAUCUGUGCUUUUUACCGGUUUUUGCUUUCCAUGUUUUAACUUCAGAUUCUCACAUUGUAAAAUUGGUCAAGAAGCUCUCUACUGGCUAAAAUUGCAUACACUGCUGUAAGUAUAGAAUAAAGAAUUUCAUGGCAUAAAUCGUACAUCACUAUGUAGUAAACCUUUUUGGUUAUGCAUUGAUGGAGUUUGGAUGCGAUUUAAGCAAAGUUGAAAAUACUGAUGCUCUUGCUGUAAAAUUAUUUUUUACAUUUUGUGGAAAUUUCUGAAGUAUUAAACAUAGAAUGGUGUAAACAUG
Protopterus annectens (West African lungfish) is the source of this 1615-nucleotide messenger RNA. It is a transcript of the gene DNAJA2, whose product is annotated as DnaJ heat shock protein family (Hsp40) member A2. Gene Ontology annotation, cellular component: cytoplasm; cytosol. The record is from RefSeq and is a predicted model, not a curated record. Gene Ontology annotation, molecular function: ATP binding; Hsp70 protein binding. NCBI's taxonomy places the organism in Eukaryota, Metazoa, Chordata, Ceratodontiformes, Protopteridae. Gene Ontology annotation, biological process: protein refolding; response to heat.